Messenger RNA from Gadus chalcogrammus (walleye pollock), 1032 nucleotides. It is a transcript of the gene bbln, whose product is annotated as bublin coiled coil protein. The transcript is spliced from 2 exons. The coding region runs from base 90 to 398 and encodes 102 amino acids. Lineage: Eukaryota; Metazoa; Chordata; Actinopteri; Gadiformes; Gadidae. The record is from RefSeq and is a predicted model, not a curated record.
UAGCCCCGCCCACUUCAGCCCAAUCAUCACAUGACCGCCUUCGAGCUUUAACUGUGGAAAAACGGGAAGCAUCAACAAUAAAAAUAACAAUGUCUGGACCAAAUGGUGACCCCACCAUUUCUAUCGACGACCCGGGCAUAGAAGAAGAAGAUGAUUUCAGUGAAGAAGAAUAUGCUUCAGUCAACUCCAUGCUGGAUCAAAUUAACAAUUGUUUGGAUGACUUGGAAGACCGCAAUGACUCUCUGAAUGGGAAGCUGCAUGAACUCUUGGAGUCCAACCGCCAAGCCAGGGUGGAGUUCCGGGCUCAGCUGGCUGGAGCCCCGACCAAGGACCAGGAUGAGGAAGAGGACUCUUCUCUAUCGUCCCCCAAAGAACAGGACGAAGACAUUGAGAAAUAAGGACUGCGUGAGAUGUUUAUGUAGAGUGUGUACUCUUCCUGUCAAAUAUAUUUAAAGUUUAUUUUUGUUUCAUACAUUUGACAAGAUUGUGUAUCACAGGUGCAUAAGGUAUCUUUAAUUUAUAUAUAUAGGCAUAUAUAUAUAUAUAUAUAGCAAUUUUGUCUUUCAGAACGUUUUUGAGAUUGGAAGUGGCAUGCUAUUAUAAAUGAUUAGUAUUGACCUCCCCAGUUGUAAUUGAACCCUUUCUGCUUUAAAAAAUAUAAGAUACAUUUAAACGGAAAAUGUCCAAGGCAAUGUGGCUUAAUUUAGUUCAAUUUUCCUGCUAAGUAGCAUUUGUCUGUGACCCAUAGUUUAAACUUUAAAUAACAUUGGAUGGAAAUAUAAGGAGGAAUUAAGUGUUAAGUGUGUUAAGUGUUACAUUAUACAUUUCCAAGGUCUAGUUAAUCCUAGAUUUUUGGGAACAUUCAGGUCUGUCAGUGUGUAUUUAUUAUAUAAAUGUGUAUAUGUACAUUCCAUUUAAUGUUUCCAAACAUUAAGUCACUAUUAAAGGUACAUCCAGGAAAUACUAGUUUGUAUUAAUCUGAUUAUUACAGAGCACCCUCUCCACUCAGUAAUUUAAAUAACAAUUGUGGGA